This is a messenger RNA of Setaria italica (foxtail millet), 1470 nucleotides long. RefSeq names its product MADS-box transcription factor 50. The transcript is spliced from 9 exons. Gene Ontology annotation, molecular function: RNA polymerase II cis-regulatory region sequence-specific DNA binding; DNA-binding transcription factor activity, RNA polymerase II-specific; protein dimerization activity. Gene Ontology annotation, biological process: positive regulation of transcription by RNA polymerase II. Bases 439 to 1185 code for a protein of 248 amino acids. Lineage: Eukaryota; Viridiplantae; Streptophyta; Magnoliopsida; Poales; Poaceae. The record is from RefSeq and is a predicted model, not a curated record. Gene Ontology annotation, cellular component: nucleus.
UCACUGAUCAGGCAGGAUCACCCUUUCGUCUCGUCGUCCCUUCCUUCCCGCAGCGGCUGAGCCCAUAAAAACGGCAGGCAGCGCCACCACCGAAUCCCCCCUCCUCUUUCCGUUUCGCCUCGUUGCGCGCCCCGCCCCACCUCGCUCCUCAUCACGGCAACACCGGCAGGGACGGAAAAGGAAAGCCGAGGAGGGGGAGGAGAGAGAGAGAGAGAGAGAGAGAGAGAGGGAGGCAAGCAGCGCAGCGGGCAGCGGCUACGGCCAAACCCUACGCGGCCCCCCUUCUUCUCUCUCCCACCACCGCCUCCCUUGCCAUUUUUGCCCUCCCCGUCUCCUCCUCAGCCGCCGCCGGCCGAUCCGGGAGAGGGAGGACGAGCUGGGGUUCCGGCCGCGGUUCGAUUGGAGCGAGGCCGAUUCUCUCGCCGGCGGCAGUCCAGGAUGGUGCGGGGGAAGACGCAGAUGAAGCGGAUAGAGAACCCGACCAGCCGCCAGGUCACCUUCUCCAAGCGCCGCAACGGCCUGCUCAAGAAGGCCUUCGAGCUCUCCGUCCUCUGCGACGCCGAGGUCGCGCUCGUCGUCUUCUCCCCGCGCGGCAAGCUCUACGAAUUCGCCAACGGCAGGCUUGUAAGCGGUAGGCAAGAGGUCCUUGGUGAUUGUGCUCUAGGUUUUUACGUUGUCAGAUCGAGUGUGCAGAAAACAAUUGAACGUUAUAGAACAUACACAAAGGAUAAUGUCAGCAGCAAGACAGUACAGCAAGAUAUUGAGCAAGUAAAAGCUGAUGCUGAGGGCCUGGCAAAGAAACUCGAAGCACUUGAAGCUUACAAAAGAAAGCUUUUGGGUGAGAAGUUGGAAGAAUGCUCAAUUGAAGAACUGCACAGUUUGGAAGUCAAACUUGAAAAGAGCCUUCACUGCAUCAGGGGAAGAAAGACUCAGCUGUUGGAAGAGCAGGUCAAUAAGCUGAAGGAGAAGGAGCUGACACUGCGCAAGAACAAUGAAGAUUUACGUGAAAAGUGCAAGAAUCAGCCGCCCCUGCAGCCUACUCCUCCUGCGGGGGCAGUCAUCACCGUGGAAGACGAUCACCCGGAGCAGAACGACGACGCCAUGGACGUGGAGACGGAGCUGUACAUAGGAUUGCCUGGCAUGGAUCACCGCCGAAACAAGGCUGCGGCAGUCAGGUCAGCGUAGCCAUGCGAAAGCAACCAAUGCAAGCCUGCCGAGAAUAAUCUAGAUCUCUGGUGUGGAGAUGCAAGCCAAGCAAUGAUAAAAACCUUCAGUCGCGUUGUGUUUACAAACCUGUGUUGUGUCGUCCAUGGAUGCAGACGCAAGGCACAUGCGCCAAACAUCCGUCAGUAAUACUACCCUGUAGCUGGGUUUCGAAACCUUGGUUCCUGCUCCCGUUUCAUGCGAUCGCCGAUGAUCAGGGACUUGGGGCUUGCCCUAGUCCAUGACCAUGGGUGAGCUUCCGAAGAA